UUCUACAACUCGGAGUACAGCAUGCCCUCCACCCACGCCAUGUCGGGCACCGCCAUCCCCCUGGCGCUCCUGCUGCUCAGCUACGGCCGCUGGCAGUAUCCCCUUAUGUUUGGACUGAUCCUUGCAUUCUGCUGGUGUUUGUUGGUUUGCUGUAGUCGAAUUUACAUGGGAAUGCAUUCAGUUUUGGAUGUUAUUGCUGGAUUUCUGUAUGCUAUUCUUAUUUUGGUUGUCUUCCAUCCAGUUGUGGACCUGAUCGAUAACUUCAACUUAACUUACAAAUAUGCACCCUUAAUUAUCAUCAGUCUCCAUUUAGCCCUGGGCAUCUUCUCUUUCACUCUAGACACCUGGAGCACGUCUCGAGGCGACACAGCUCAGAUACUGGGCUGUGGUGCUGGAGUAGCCUGUGGCUCUCACGUUAACUACAUGAUGGGUCUAAAUCUAGAUCCUUCUCCCAAGACUUUACCUUUAUCACUUUCCUCUCUCACUGUGACUGUGUUUGGAAAAGCCAUAUUGCGGUUGUUGAUUGGAGUAAUAGUUCUGUUGUUAACAAAAGUAGCGAUGAAAAAAGCCACUAUUCCACUGGCGUGUAAAAUAUUUCGCGUACCACAUGACAAUGUACGGAAAGCAAGACAACGCAUGGAAGUUGAGCUUCCCUAUCGCUAUAUUACGUAUGGAACGGUUGGAUUCUCCCUCAUGUUCAUUGUUCCUUGCCUCUUCCACUUCAUUGGUCUUUCUUGA
Messenger RNA from Nestor notabilis (Kea), 738 nucleotides. RefSeq names its product sphingosine-1-phosphate phosphatase 1 (gene SGPP1). Gene Ontology annotation, biological process: sphingosine metabolic process; phospholipid dephosphorylation. The annotation marks the transcript as partial. The record is from RefSeq and is a predicted model, not a curated record. NCBI's taxonomy places the organism in Eukaryota, Metazoa, Chordata, Aves, Psittaciformes, Psittacidae. Gene Ontology annotation, molecular function: sphingosine-1-phosphate phosphatase activity. The transcript is spliced from 3 exons. Gene Ontology annotation, cellular component: endoplasmic reticulum membrane.